CUGCUAUGAGGACCAAGAGAGCCUCUAUAAAGGCCAGCAGCAGAUUUUUACUGGGUUUCUGUCAGUUUCUGUCUCGACCGGAUCACCACAGUCCGCCAUCGGCCUGACAUUGAUUAAUCAUUCUGUUUUAUUGUGAGGAUAAAGUACAACAGUAGCAGCCAUGUCUCAUGUAUGGGGAUACAGUGCAACUAAUGGACCUGACAAAUGGGUAAAAGAUUUUCCUGUGGCCAACGGGCCCAGACAGUCUCCUAUCAACAUUUUACCCAAACAGGCCCAAUAUGACUCUUCUUUGACGGCCCUGGAACUCAACUAUGACCCCUUCAAUGCCAAAGGUAUUCUCAACAACGGUCACUCCUUCCAGGUGGACUUUGUGGAUGACUUAGACAGCUCAACCUUGAAUGGAGGCCCCAUUUCAGGAACGUACCGUCUGAGACAGUUUCAUUUUCACUGGGGAGCCAGUGAUGACAGAGGCUGUGAACACACUGUCAAUGGGAUCAACUUUCCCUGUGAGCUUCACCUGGUGCACUGGAACACAAAGUAUCCAAGCUUCGGAGAGGCAGUCAGCCAGCCUGAUGGACUUGCUGUAGUUGGAGUCUUUCUCAAGAUUGGUGCUGCCAACCCCAGACUUCAAAAAGUUUUGGAUGCUUUGGAUGUCAUUAAGACAAAGGGAAAGCAGACUACUUUUGCUAACUUUGACCCAAAGACACUUCUACCAGUUUCUCUGGAUUAUUGGACCUACGAGGGAUCUCUGACCACACCCCCCCUGUUGGAGAGUGUCACCUGGAUCGUCCUCAGGGAGCCAAUCAGUGUCAGCUCUGCACAAAUGGCCAAGUUCCGCAGCCUUCUCUUCACCGGGGAAGGUGAAGCUCCAUUCUGCAUGGAGGACAAUUAUAGACCCCCUCAGCCUCUGAAGGGCCGUCUGGUCCGCGCUUCCUUCAAAUGAACCCAGCUUCAUCAACACAGUUCCUUUACCCUUUUGCUUAUUGGUCAAUCCUUUCCUUAACCUUCUUUCUCCCAUUUUAUUGUUUUGCUACAUGCAGGGUUUAUUCAACCCUUAGUAGUCUUUAGGUAUCAACUUGAAAAGUAGAGGAACAAUAUACCUAGAUAUACAUGGACAACAGACAUUACACAGAUGUAAAUAAUGUUUACAAAUUUUAUUAAAUGUGAUUCUUAUUCUUUGACAAUAUAGAGAACACACAAAAUGUCCAACAUUUAAAAAUUACAUUACAUUUUCCAGUCUAACAUGGUUAGCAGGGGACUACCAACAAUGGGACGGGAAUUCUGAACCUUGAUCUACCCCUGUUGUCCUGUUAUAAAUCUUUUAUUUUCUGGCCAGGCUUUAAGUAACAAUCUAUAGUGCCCAUGUAUGUGCGACAAGACAUUCUUAGGCCAAAUCCCAUUUCACCCAUUGGCCCUGCCCCUUCAUUUUGCACGUUCACCCCCUCCUAACGGAGAUUUUUCAGACCCUCACUUCUAACGGAGGGGUACCCAGAAUGUAAAUUGUGAGAGUCCCACAAAUGUAGUAUUUUCUCCAUUAAUAAGGAUACAAAAAUUACGAAAAACAAUUGUAAUAUCUUAGUUUUAUACUAUUUUAAUGUAUUAUGGUCAAAACCUUAGAAAAAAAGAUAGCGAUCGCUCUAGCAUUACCAUACUACUGUAGCAUGCAAGCGAUCUUUUAUUGCAAUGUCUACCGACCCAAAAACUCUGAAAAAAAAUUAUUCCCGCGAUUUGUUAUGGUUCCUCUAUUUUAGAAUUGCAUGCUUGAGUGACUGCGAAUGAGCUUCCUUAUGCUUCCCUCAUGACAAGCCAAAUGGGAGUCUCUCUAACAUGGCCUUUCCCCCUGUUCCCGCUCUUUCAGUUGCUGAGAUUGUUAAAGCAAAUGUUUCUAUUGAUGGCUCAUUUUGACAGUUUGAGAAAAAUUUAUAACAACUGCAAUGGCAGAAUUACAGAAAAGAUAUUAUUCAUGGGGGCACUGCCAAUCAACUGAUACUUAUGCAAGUGUUUUAAAACUCAUAUACAACAGACCUGUAAUGGUGGAAAAAUAAAUAUAUUUAAUAUCCCACACUUAAUAUCCCAUAUAUGAAUUCUGCAAUGAUUCAUUGUCAUUUGGAGACAUAGUCAUCACUUGUCAGAGAUAAGAGGAGGGAUGAAGUAGGGGUAGGCGGCUGUGUCUUAGAUAGGGGUUAACUUAAUUUGUUUACACAAGCUAAAGUAUCAGCAUAUUUCAUUAAAAUGGUAUACAUUGUCAACAAUAUGCAGCCUUGACAGCUGUCACAAUACGAAUGGAAACAUAUUUUGUUUUAAUCUGUCAUGGUAUUUAAGGUGAAGAAUGUAUCAAUUAAAACUCUUUAAAUAUA
Messenger RNA from Platichthys flesus (European flounder), 2357 nucleotides. Its product is annotated as carbonic anhydrase-like. The coding region runs from base 161 to 943 and encodes 260 amino acids. The record is from RefSeq and is a predicted model, not a curated record. Gene Ontology annotation, cellular component: cytoplasm. Gene Ontology annotation, biological process: carbon dioxide transport. Gene Ontology annotation, molecular function: carbonate dehydratase activity; zinc ion binding. The transcript has 7 exons. Lineage: Eukaryota; Metazoa; Chordata; Actinopteri; Pleuronectiformes; Pleuronectidae.